Molecule: messenger RNA, 6485 nt
Organism: Drosophila mauritiana
Lineage: Eukaryota; Metazoa; Arthropoda; Insecta; Diptera; Drosophilidae
Gene: Snoo
Product: protein split ends
Exons: 2
Coding region: 1067-4735 (1222 amino acids)
Biological process (GO): negative regulation of BMP signaling pathway
Cellular component (GO): nucleus
Molecular function (GO): DNA-binding transcription factor activity, RNA polymerase II-specific; RNA polymerase II cis-regulatory region sequence-specific DNA binding; SMAD binding
Source: RefSeq, a predicted model, not a curated record
ACGGCUCUCGAACCGUUCGGACGUGUCGCUCUCGGUGCGCGUGUGUGUGAGUGGCGAAUAUAAAUAUCGGGGAAAAAGCUCGCACGUGCGACGCUUGCGAAAAAAAAAAUUGGAAAUAUAUGUAUAUAUAUAUUGCGAAGAGAGGGGCCCAGCCAGGCUGAAUGCAAAUAAAUAUUCAAUAACGAGUGCAAAAAUAAUUUGCAAGCGCAAAAAAGAUUUAUAAAUAGUGCAACAACAACUGCGGCAGCAACAGCAACGAUAAUAGCAACAACAACAGCGACACAAUAAAAGAAUUUGUCAGGCGGCGUUUGUUUUUGUUCACCCUCUCUCUUUCUCUCUCGCCCAUCGUCUGUGUCGUGCUUUCCGCUCCGUCUCUGUCUGCCGGCCUUCGUCGCGUGUGUGCGUGUGUCCCCGUGUGCGUGCGUGCUUGUGUGUGUGUGUGUGCGUCCGUCGUCUGUGUAGCGCAAAGAUAAAAAAGUUCAGAAAUUGAGAUAUACGAAAUGAAAUACAAAAAUUCAACUUAAGAAAUUGCGCCGAAGGGGAAUUAAUUUAUGGCGAAAAUUUAAUAAGUGCAGGGCAGAGGAAUUGGAAUAGUAGGAAAAGUGCGCACAAGUUUUACACGGCCGACAAAAGCCGGCCCGAUUAUAUAUAUUUCCUUCUAAAAAUACGACUGAAAUAAUAUCGAAAUAUUCGAAACACGCGACAAAAUUGUGAAAGUACGAGAAAUUGGAAUCCUGUGUGGCGGUGCGAGUGUGCGAGCUGAUUUUGCCGUCGGCAAAAUGCAAAUGCAACAAAAUUAGUUAAACUAGCUGACAAAACCAAACAGAAACCAAUCAACGAAUGUGCCAAAUUGUUAAGUGAAGUGCAAGUAAACAAAUCGAAACUUUAAAGUAAUCAAUAUUAUGGAUCCCAAUCGUCGUAAUCCUAUCACUAAAUAAAGAGUUGUAAAGAAUAUAGAUAAACAGCGCAAUUUUUGUUAAAAGUCGAAAAGGGUCACAAUCGGGAAUAUGGUGAAAAUGGAUUACUAGUAGUAUCCACAUCUGGUUAUUUGAAGUAUUGCCCAAAAAUGACCGAAUACGUGACGCCCAUGAUUAGCACCGUCUUGAAGAAAUACCAGACGAGUGCCACCAAAUCGCUCCAGGGACCAGGACACGCCCUCACCACCGCCGGUGUCCUCGACAUAGUCACCAAUGGCAGGAGCGAGAGUCCUGGCCUCAAUGGCAAGUGCCAAGCAUCUCCGCCAGUUGUUGCGCUGAUCAAAAAGGAAAUACUCAGUUCGCCGGAGCCGCAGGAUCUGCAUCAUCACGAAUGCUCGACGAGGGGCACGCCGCCACAGAUAUAUUCGCCAGCCACGCCCCCCCGUGAACUAUCUCAGCCGAUUUUAUCGGUAGCGGAUGCGGGAUGCGGGGAGUUGUACGAGACGAAACUGGAGGGCAAGACCAUUGGAUGCUUCUCCGUGGGCGGCGAGAUGAGACUGUGCCUGCCACAGUUCCUCAACAACGUUCUCAACGACUUCUCGCUGGAGCAGAUCAACAGGAUCUUCGAUGAGCUGGGCAUCUACUGCUCGCAGUGCACGCACGAUCAGCUGGUGGAGUUCAAGGCCGCCAAGAUCCUGCCAUCCGAUGUCAAGGCCAGUGGCCUGAUCACCCGUACCGAUGCGGAGCGACUCUGUGCCGCCCUGCUCCAUCGCUCCGACCGGAAUAGCUAUGUGCCCAUCGAGAGUUUGGCCAAGGGUGCACUCAGCUUCCACGUGUAUCACAAGUGCUUUGGCAAAUGCGAGGGCAUCUGCACGCCGGACAUGUACUCCUACCAGAAACCGACCUGCAUCAAGUGCCUGGAGUGCGACGGCUGGUUCUCGCCACAGAAAUUCGUGGGUCAUGUGCAUCGCAAGUUCGAGAAUCACACCUGCCACUGGGGCUUCGAUUCGCGCAACUGGCACGACUAUCUUCAUGUGGCGCUCGAUGUGGAAAAUCGCGAGAAGUACCAGAUCAUCCUCGAUCAAUUGAAGGAGGUGGAGCUCAAGGAGAUGCACAAGGCGCAGCGCGAAUUGGAGCACAAGAAAAGAAAGGCGGAAAUGCUCAUGGAUGAUGGUCUGCUUGGCUCGGGUCCUGUUCUCGGAUUGGCGGGACAUCCACAUGGAUUGGUGGGCGCCUUGGCUCCGCCACCGCCACCGCCAAUGAAGCAGCCGCAGAUGGACAUUCCCAGUGGCAAGAAGCAGCUGCAGCAGCUGAAGGGGGCGACGGUGGCCGCUUCCGCGCUGGAGUAUCAGUACCAGGUCAUGUAUGCGCACUGUGUGCAGAAGGAGCGGGAGAGGGAGCGAGAGCACCUGCCCCACUCGCAUCCCCUGCCCCGCCAGCAUCGAGCCGUUUUGGUGGCCACCGCACCCUAUCCACAUUUGCCGCAAUAUCCGACACCACCCACGCUGAACUCCUCGUCGGCCUUCCGGCCUUGGGGGCCUGAUACCACCAAAGCUUUUCUGCACGCCUAUGGCGCCACGUUGUCAUCACUACCCUAUGCCUGCCAGGAACCACCAGAGCUACAGAAUCCGGAGCGGGUGGUGCGGAGUACGGACAAGCGGUAUGCGGAGAGGACUUACCAACCCAAUGUGGCCUUGGCACCCAGAAAGAGUAUUCUCUCCAAGGAGAGGGACAAGGAUAGGGAGCGAAUGGAAAGGGAGGUGAUGGAACGCCAGAGGUUGAGGGAGAAGGAGACGGAUCACCAGGUGGUGCACAUCAAGCAAGAGCGAUCGCAGACACCCACACCACCCACAGCAUCGCCGCCCGAGGGUGUGGCAGCACCACUGGAUAUCGUCGAACCGCCACACCCCUCCUCGAGUGGCAGCAACUCACCACUACCCGCCCACCUGCCCGCAGCACCAGCCACUGCACCACCCAAUGCAGGUGGUGCACCGCCCACACCAACUAACCUUCGGAACAUGCGCAGCCCCGAGGAGUUUUCAGCGGGUGGCAGCAAUGAGAUUACCUCCUCCACCUCACCCCACCACCAGCAGUCGUCGCACCACCAGGUGGUGCAGCCAACGGCAGGUGCUCCACCACCGUCGCAGCACAUUAUAGCCACCGUUAAUCAGCAUGCCAAACUUUUGCCCAGCUCCAGUUCCCUGCCAAACGGUAAUGGCAGCUCAUCGUUAGCCGCCACAAACAACGAACCGAGUCGGAUAAGGAUCAACAAGAACCUGAUGAGUCAACAGCCGGUGGUCGCGGUGAGCGGCAUGACCCCACAUCACCACCAGCAUCACCCCACGCACAUGCAUCACUUUAGCCAUGGGUACUACAAAAGCCAGGCCUCAUCACCCACUCAAUCCUCCAGUGCUGGUCUGAACCUGAGUACCCACUCAUCGAACGUGGUCAGCUCGCCGCAUCAUGCGACUCAGCCCAAGACCCAUCACAGCUCGGGAGGAUCUGGGAACCAUGGCUUGCAAAAUGGUAAGCCCCAUUUGGGCAGUGAAUUCGAGUUAUCCACGGACACGGAUGAUACGGAUAGUCUGAACGGAGAGCCCGACUCGAGUGCCAUGUUACCACCCUGGGAGCAGGCUGUGGAGUCCCUCAGGGAAACUCGGCCCAAGGACCGGGAGAGAGUCCUCCUGAUACUCCAGAGACUACUGCAGGAGAACGAUCAAUAUCGCUAUAACAACAUUCAAUUGAGUGAACUGCUCCACAAACAGGAUGCCCACAUAGCCGAUCUUACGGAGCAACUCCAACGCUAUCGCAGACAAUUCGAAGAGCAGGUCUGUAAAGUAGAUCUUCGGAAGAUGCCAUUCAAGCACCAAACCCGACUGGAAAACGUGGUCGAAGAGGGUCGAGGAGAGGCAGAAGAGGACGAGGAACUGGAGGAAGAGGAAAUGGAGGAUAGGGCUAAUAACAAUAAUCAACAGGAGUUAUCUCCCCUCAUAAAGGCUCCAACCAAUGGUCUGCGGCGGAGUGUGACGCCCACAAAUUGUUCUGGAAGUGAAGGGGGGGAUUGCGAGAAGCCAGAUGAACCUGAAUGCAAAAGAAUAAAGCUGCAGGUUGGCGAGAAAACUGAGGACAAUCAGGUAGAGAAUGAGGAAAGUCCUUCCAAUGGCACGGAGUCGCAUGAUCUGGAUAAACUUGAGAAAAAUGCCGAUAAAGCAGACCCAACUAAUAAUCCCAAAAGUCCCCAGCCCAGUCAAAUUUCCAGCGACGAGGAAAUGGAGGAGGAUGAAGACGAAGACGAGGAGGAUGAGGACGAAGAGGUUCAAGUGGAGGCUCCCCACAGUAGUGCUCUAGCCACGCCCCCCACGGCCACAACGCCCCUCUCGCCGGACUCGGCGGCAACUGCCGGACAGUUGUUCGAUAGUAGUAAUAGCAGCGACGAGUCCUCGAUGAAGAAGGCCCAGAUGUCUGCCUGCCAUGCACUGGAAAAAAUGAGUAGCAAUGUAGGCAGCGACGAGACCAAUCAGAGGAUCGCCGAGGAAAGUCAGGAGGAGGAGGCGGAGGAGGAUCCGGAAGAGGAGGACUCCGAUGACGACGAAAUGCCAUUGCAGCAGCGACAGCAGCAGCAGCGCCAGCGGGUGGCACCCCAGAGUGUGCUCAGUGGAUCAUCCGUCGCUGGACACCAUCCAGCGCCACCACAUCCCCCGAUGGCCACCAAGGCUAGCAAGAAGCAGACACCACCAGCACCACCCACUGCAGCCGCAACCACCACUGCAUCAGCAACAACGAACUGCGAGUUACAAAUCAAAAAGGAAAUAGCCUAGAGUUAGAAGCCCCGAAAACCUCUCAAAGAAAAGCUCUUUCACACACACAGAACAGAACAGUUAGAACUUAGUUAAAAUCCCAUUUCUUUUGUAGGAGAAAGUGCAGCCGAUAUUCAAGCACAAAGCCUGAACGCACAUAUUUUUCAUUGUAGGGGUAUUUUAGUGAAAGUAGAAUGCUUCACAGCCAGAAAGGAAUGAAAUCUAGGUGGCAAAAGUUGCUUUUAAAUUGUUCAAUUAUUAGUUCAAUGUAAAGGAGCGGCACUGUAAACUUCAAAGCAUAUGUAUAUUAAUAAUUUGCUUAUUUAAAUAUGGGCAUUCAAAGCAAACUGUUUUAAAAGCUAAAUAUCAAUUGACAAUUUUUUUUAUUAAAUUAUUUUUAUAAGAUUCAUAAGCCUCCUCAUAUAUUCCGUGAGUCUUAAUGCUUUUGUGAAAAACAAUUUAGAAGCCUAUUAUAUACAAAUUUAAAUUUGUGAAAUCGACAUCAAUACCCAGGGAAUUUUAAAACUUUCUUUGGAAAACAUUUUACCCUUAUGCAAAAUCUAUUCAAAAUUUUAAGAAACAUUUCAAAACGCUUUUAAACAGCUUGAAUUGAUCUCACUUUUAAAAACAAAAAGGACAAAUACUAAUUUAUAUAGGCUUCUCCAUUUCAAAAAAAACUUUAAACGUUGCUUGCAGAAAUUAUAAAUGAAACCAAAGCUUUAAAAAAAAUUAAAUUUUUGUAUAUUAUUCAACGACAAAUUUGUGCGUGUUUUUUACUACUUACUGCUUAACCUAAUUAAGUUAUUAUUUUUAUCUCGUAAGCUCUGCAAGACAUUUAAACCCAAAACAAUAUUCAAAGCGAGGCUUUCGAAACAAAAUUUAGGAAAGGUUUUUCUUUGGUCACACAGGCAGCUGGUUCUUAUGACAGUGGGCAUCGCCCUCUGGAAACCAAUGUAAUUACAUUAAGUUUAAUCCUACUUUUAAGUUAAACAAACAAGUUGAUGGAGCAAAGAGAGAGAAAACACACAAAAUGAACCCACCACAGACAACAAGAAAAAAACAAAUGAUAAACAAUUCUAAGAUAAUUCAUCAUAAUGAAAGUAUAAUACAUUUUUACAAAUAAGAAGUUACCGCGUUAAAAUUAUACCAUACAAAAGUGAGUAAUAUAUUAUAUAUAUCGCAGAAUAUGAUAUAUGAUGAGCAGCAAGUGCGGAUUAUUCAUUAAUGCUAAGCCUUAGCGAGAAGCAUAAACAUAUACAUAAAGAUUAAUAUUUAUUGUAGCCGCUAGAUCUAACUCGAGCAAUUCUCUUAAUUGUAUAAUUAUAGUCUUCUGUUCUUCUUCCCUUUGUAAGCUUUGCUCUGUAGGCAUUUAGUUUCAUAGAUCGUAACCAUACAACAAUCACGUUUGCUAGCUAGUUCUUAAGACUUCUCCUCGGCGAAGUUCUUUCCCUAUUGUGAAUGGCAUCGAAUGGUCCCUUUUUUGUAUAUAUCAUUUUUCUUCGACGAGAUUAGAGUACUAUUGAUUUUAGUUGCCAACACUUUGUGAAAAACAUGUAUAUGCUAUAUAACUUCUGGAUGAUAACCAACUGGAAAUAAACCCAAGCCAAGAGCCAAGCGAAAAGAACGCAGAGAUUUCUAAAAUCUAUAAACUUUUGUUAUAAAAACAUAUUUCAUAAACUAUUUAUGCCUGUGUGUGUUUGUACUUUCUAAAAGAAAACAUUUCGUUCUGUAUUUAAGAAUACAUUUUCUAAGCUAAAACAAAAAAAAAAAA